AUGCCAAAACUAGAUGGUACUAUGUUUGUAAACCGAAAACAAGUGGCUUCAAUAGUUUUACAGGGUAUUGUGGAUUCACAAUAUAUGUUUACUGAUGUAUUCGCUGGCUGGCCUGGAUCAUCGCACGAUGCACGAGUUUAUAGAAGAAGUGGUGUUGGGCAAAAACUUUUAGAUGAUCCCUGRACAAUUAUACCAGAAGGUAGCCAUGUGAYUGGUGAUGGAGCUUAUCCUCUAACUGAAGCUCUAUUAAUACCUUAUAAGAAUAUUGGUCACUUGACACCUGCUCAAAUACAUUUCAAUCAAAAGUUGAGUAGUUUCAGAAUUGUUGUGGAACAAGCAUUUGGAAAACUGGUUGGACGAUUCCGUAAAUUGAAAAAACUUGAUGUUUAUGAUAAAUCAUAUUGUGGACUUAUUGUAAAAGCAGCUUGUUGUCUACAUAAUAUAUUAUGUAUGACUGUAAAUGAUGAUUUUGAUGCUGAUACAUAUGAACGAUUUGUCCCAAGGAAUGCCUAUGUUACACAAGAAGGAUCACAAAAAAGAAAUGAAUUAUGCAACCAAUUGUAUAAUUUUAACUGA
This is a messenger RNA of Diuraphis noxia (Russian wheat aphid), 576 nucleotides long. RefSeq lists its product as uncharacterized. The record is from RefSeq and is a predicted model, not a curated record. NCBI's taxonomy places the organism in Eukaryota, Metazoa, Arthropoda, Insecta, Hemiptera, Aphididae.